AUGGAGGCCGCAGUACCACAAACUAAAUGCUCUCCAAAAGAAGAAGAAACACCCGCAGAUUAUAGCAACCAAUGCAACCAGCACUCUAAGGUUGUGAAGGAGACACUAGUGUGCAGGCGAACGUAAGAGAUUAGAAGUUGACUCAAAGAAGUACGAUGGAAGUAGCCUCCAAAUAUAGAUUGAGGCAAGCCACCACACAAAGCUGAGGCUUAUCGGAGAAAAACAAUAAAAUACCAAGAGGAGCCCAUCUUGGUCCGUCUGAACAAGGAAAAGGUGACACUCGAGAAAAGGAAAAUGCAUCAACAUCAAAAGCACUCACGUCAGACACCUGAUAAAAGAAAAGGAAAUAGAAGAGCAAGAUAAGCUGGACCAAACAUUGUAGCAAAGACAAAAGGGAAGUCGAACGAACAGGUGUUAAAAAAUGCAGCACUAACGGGACAUCGAGUGAAAGAUUAAUACCCCGAAUCCAUUGACAGACCCGAGGACUUCUACCUGUGGGAACACCCUGUAAAGGAUUAUGCGCAGCAGCAGGAAAUCAACUAUUUGAAAGCCACAAAAAGGAGCAAGGCAAUAAUAUCAGCGGGCUCACCUGCAACAGGGGCACCGACGGGGCACCUAACACACACAGAGGGUGUAAGGAGAAAACACAGCAGGAAACACUGCAGGGUGCCAUUAAAACUGGCAGACAAGCGAGCAACAUAA
Pelobates cultripes (western spadefoot toad) is the source of this 702-nucleotide messenger RNA. The record is from the annotation of a GenBank genome assembly. Lineage: Eukaryota; Metazoa; Chordata; Amphibia; Anura; Pelobatidae.